AUGAGCUCCAAGGCCAAGCGGGUGCUGCCCACCCGCCCUGAGCCCCCCAGCCUGGAGCAGAUCCUGGCCGACGUGCGGGGCACCCACCCGGCCGACCCCGUCUUCCUCCUCCCCGCGGAGCCCCGCUCCCCCGGCCCCGCCAGGCAGGAGGCCGCCGCGGAGGAGAGGGAGCGGCUGUACCAGCAGAGCCGCUCCUACGUGGAGAUGAAUCAGCGGCUGCAGGAGUCCCAGGAGCGGCUGCGGGAGCAGUGCGAGGAGCUGCGGCAGGCGGGAGCGGCACUGGAGCGCAGCAUUUCGGAAAUGAGGCAGAAAGCUUUCUGAGGCCGGCAGCUUCCCUCCGGGCAGCAUUGGUGCUCGGGAUUCCUCUCUGUGGGCGCCCUGGACUGCGGCGGGCACCUUGGGACGCCCCGCCAUUGCGGUUUCACCUGCCCAAAUUGGGGGUAGAACCGAUCGCGUUUGAUUUACGGGAGGAUCUGGCAUCGCCACGUUUGCCAGCACCUCACCAGCGUGGCAGCGGGCUGGGGCUGUGCCGCCUCGGCAGCCUGACCCUUCCCCAGGGAGCGGUGGGACCUGCUGCCCGCGCUGGGAGGGUCUGUCCAGGUGCGGUGGCAGGUUCCCGGUGUGGGAGGAAAGGUUCAGCACCCGCAUUUCGUCCCUGCUGUCAGUGAACUUGAUGCCCUCGUCCCUGGUGGGUGGCAUGUCGUCUGCGCCCUCGCGCCGCAGCUUCACCUAUGACUUUUCCAUCUGGUACUGCCCCGAGGACGACCACAUCGCCUCCCGCAUCUCGGAGCACUUGAAGAAAGAGGGUUUUCGGGGCUACACAGAGCACCAGGACCAAGUGGCCGGGACAUCUGUCAUCCUGACUGCCAUCAAGGUCAUCGAGGCCAGCCGGGUGGCCAUCCUCCUCCUCUCCGCCAAGUCCCUGGGCGACCCGUGGUGCCAGCGCAUUUCCCAGUGGAACCUGUGUCACAUCAUCCAGUGCCACGGCACCAAGAUGAUCCCCGUGUACGUGGGCGUGAAGAAAGCUGAGGUGCCUCCCUUCCUGCAGCACCUCAUUGAGCUGGAGUACCCGACCGAGUUCUUCUUCGACAGGCUCGUGGACAGCCUGAGAGCACCCCGCUCGGCAGCGAGCAAAGCCCGGCGCCCCGCAUCCUCCAAAGCGAAGAGCUGAGGGACCGUGGGUGGCUGGGGUCCGGUUUAGCAGCCUGUUUGGGGUUCGGAGCCAGUGGCCCCACAGCGAUGGUGGCAGGAGUGGAGUUGUCCUGUGCUGCUAAUAAAGGUGGUGGGAACGGG
Molecule: messenger RNA, 1293 nt
Organism: Gavia stellata (red-throated loon)
Lineage: Eukaryota; Metazoa; Chordata; Aves; Gaviiformes; Gaviidae
Gene: C32H19orf25
Product: chromosome 32 C19orf25 homolog
Exons: 2
Coding region: 1-321 (106 amino acids)
Source: RefSeq, a predicted model, not a curated record